CGUCUCUGAGGCCCCCUUGGCCUUGCGCAUUGCUGUCUUCACCUCAAUUUCCUUCUUCUUCUUCUGGCCUAAAACAGAGAGAGGCGCGAGUAGCCGAGCAAGCCACCCGAACUCCUGUACGGCGCGCGCCGCCGGCUCCCCUCCGCAGCUCCCGACGGUGGAAUCGUGGCCCGGUGCGAGCUUGCAGCAUUACGGUUGCGGCCACCGGUCCCCACUCUUCAAAUCCCCAAUCCCGCCUCGGCAGUGCCCGACAGAUUUAGAGGCUCCGAGCGGCCGUGAAAAAUGAAGAAGACCAUGGACUUGAAAUCGUUGUGGGACAGAGCUUCGAAGAAACAGAAGACGGCGUCCACCUCAACGCCAAAACCCUUACCGACUGAAGCUGGAAGCCAGCCUCGGAAUCAAACCAAUCCUUCUCCUUCCAGUACGCUCCAGGUGGUACCUGCACAGGCACAAAGACGCUCCCCAAUGGCAGGGGCUGAUGGAUCCGGCGGUGACGAAGACGACGAGUCCAUUGCUUCAAACAGUAACCAGCUGCGGGCCGAGGCUGCUCUAGAUAUGUCCCGUUUGACCCGUUCGCUCCAGUGCUUGAGGUUUGUUCUGCGACAGGGGCUGCCGGUCCACGGACAUGACGAAAGUGAAGGCUCGCUUAACGCGGGAGAUUUUAUCGAGAUGUUGAAUUGGCUGGCAGAAGGCGUUGAAGAGGUUAAAAACCUGGGUCUAAAGGACGCUCCGAUCAACCGUAAAAUGGUAGACAAGAAGACACAGGAUCAGCUCAUCAACUCUUGCGCCAAAGAAACUAGCAGGCUUAUCAUGGAAGAUCUCGGCGACGAUUAUUUCGCGGUGCUUGUCUACGAAUCUCGUGAUGUGGAACAGCAGGAGCAGCUGGCUGUUUGCCUGCGGUAUGUUGGUUUAAAAGGAAUGGUGGUUGAAAGGUUCCUUGGUAUCGUUGGAGUUGAAGACACCACCUCUUUGACGGUUAAAACAACGAUUGAGAACCUGCUCGUGGCGCACUCUUUGAAAUUUUGUAUGGUCCGUGGGCUGGGAUACGAUGGCGCUAGUUGCAUGAAGAGUUAUGCUAAUGGUCUGAAGAAGCUGAUCGUGGAUGAGUCUCCUUCUGUCUAUUACGUCCAUUCCUUUGGCCAUCAACUUGAGUCAAAUAUUGUUGCUCUUGCUAAGCACAAUGUUCACUGUGGUUGGGUCUUUCAAGAGCUUGAUAAUUUGUUGGAUGUUUUUGUGAUGUGCUAUGGAAAGAUACGAAUGCUUGGAGUAGCUGAAGCUAAUGAUAUCAUUGAAGCCUUUGAAUUGGAUGAGUCAUUUGAAUCUGAAUAUGGUUUUGAUCAUGAGAGCUUGGGAACGCCUUGUGAUACCCGCCGUCAAUCUCGCUAUGAAACUGUGAUGCAUGUUAUCUCUUUGUAUCCUUCCAUUUGGCGAACUCUCAUUACGAUUGGAGAGGAGCAUAGCGGCAUAGAAUCAGUACGAGCUCAGAUCAUCUUCACAUCAUUCGAAUCAUUUGAGUUCGUUUUUAUAGCACAUUUGUUGCUAACCAUAUUUGAGUAUACAGAGGACUUAGGCAGUGCUUUGCAAGAGAGGGAACACAAUAUCAUUACUGCUAUCGAUCUUGUUUCUGUGACGAAGAAACGGUUGCAGUCGUUACGAGAAGAUGUUGGAUGGGACAGUUUUCUUCAAAAGGUCACUUAUUUCUGUCUGGAACACGAUGUCGGAGUUGUGGACAUGGAUGGUUUGUAUGAGCCGGUUGGAAGAUCUCCAGGGUUUUACGAAGAAGCCACGAAUCUCCAUUACUACCAUGUUGGUAUGUUUUUGGAUGUCAUUGAUAGUCAAAUUCGAGAACUGAAUGACAUGUUUGAUGAGGUAAACACGGAGUUACUUAUUUGCAUGGCAUCAUUCAACCCUGCUGACUCGUAUGCUGCUCGUGAUGUGGACAAGUUGGUUAAGCUUGCACACUUUUAUCCGGAAGAUUUCUCAACAUUUGAACUGGGGUGUCUUCCCUUCCAACUUGAAACAUUUUUUGAUGCUAUGCGUAAAGAUGAAAGGUUUAGAGAAGUGAAAACACUUGCCGAACUUACUAUCAAGCUUGUCGAAACAAGGAUGGACCGUGUUUUUUAUAUUGUGUACAGGCUCCUCAAACUGGUGCUAAUCCUUCCUGUAGCAACUGCAAGUGUUGAGAGGAACCUUUCUUCAGUGAAUUAUGUGAACAACAAGGCAACAAAUAAGUUGUCGGAUCAGUGCGCGAAUGAUUGCAUGGUUACAUGUCUUGAGCGAGAAAUCUUUGCGCAAGUGAAGGAUGAGGCCAUCAUAUCUCGUUUCCAAGCUAUGAAUACUACCUUGUAAUUUUAUCUACUACUUUGUAAGUUCUCUGUAUUAGUUGAACGCAUAAGCCGUGAAUCUUCAUGUUAACUGUCGAGUGGUCUGUGAACCUUUAUAUUAUCCCGAGCCUUGCCGUCUAAAUUAAUUA
This is a messenger RNA of Lolium perenne, 2473 nucleotides long. RefSeq lists its product as uncharacterized. The record is from RefSeq and is a predicted model, not a curated record. NCBI's taxonomy places the organism in Eukaryota, Viridiplantae, Streptophyta, Magnoliopsida, Poales, Poaceae.